Heteronotia binoei (common prickly gecko) is the source of this 381-nucleotide messenger RNA. Its product is annotated as histone H2B 1/2/3/4/6-like. Gene Ontology annotation, molecular function: structural constituent of chromatin; protein heterodimerization activity; DNA binding. The record is from RefSeq and is a predicted model, not a curated record. The coding region runs from base 1 to 381 and encodes 126 amino acids. Lineage: Eukaryota; Metazoa; Chordata; Lepidosauria; Squamata; Gekkonidae. Gene Ontology annotation, cellular component: nucleosome. The transcript has 2 exons.
AUGCCACAGAUAGGGAAGUCGGCGCCGGUGCCCAAGAAGGGCUCCAAGAAGGCGAUCACCAAGACGCGGAAGAAGGGCGACAAGACGCGCAAGAAGAGCCGCAAAGAGCGCUACUCCUUCUACGUGUACAAGGUGCUGGAGCAGGUGCACCCGGACACGGGCAUCUCCUCCAAGGCCAUGAGCAUCAUGAACUCCUUCUUCAACGACAUCUUCGAGCGCAUCGCCAGCAAAGCCUCACGCCUGGCCCACUACAACAAGCGCUCAACCAUCACCUCCCGCGAGAUCCAGACUGCCGUGCACCUCCUGCUGCCCGGGGAGCUGGCCAAGCACGCUGUCUCCGAGGGCAACAAGGCCGUCACCAAGUACACCAGCUCCAAGUAG